Puma concolor (puma) is the source of this 382-nucleotide messenger RNA. RefSeq names its product small nuclear ribonucleoprotein polypeptide F (gene SNRPF). Gene Ontology annotation, biological process: mRNA splicing, via spliceosome; spliceosomal snRNP assembly. Gene Ontology annotation, molecular function: RNA binding. Gene Ontology annotation, cellular component: catalytic step 2 spliceosome; pICln-Sm protein complex; U1 snRNP. NCBI's taxonomy places the organism in Eukaryota, Metazoa, Chordata, Mammalia, Carnivora, Felidae. The record is from RefSeq and is a predicted model, not a curated record.
UUCUCUGGAGGCUCCGCGAUUCGCGCCCAACUGUAGCUACUCCAGUCACGAGGGACGGACGACAGCUGGGUCGGCGGCGAGUGGCCUGCAGGAUUUGCUUAUAGUCGCGAUGAGUUUGCCCCUCAAUCCCAAACCUUUCCUGAAUGGAUUAACAGGAAAGCCAGUAAUGGUGAAACUUAAGUGGGGAAUGGAGUACAAAGGCUACCUGGUAUCUGUAGAUGGCUAUAUGAACAUGCAGCUUGCAAACACAGAAGAAUACAUAGAUGGAGCAUUGUCUGGACAUUUGGGUGAAGUUUUAAUAAGGUGUAAUAAUGUCCUUUAUAUCAGGGGUGUUGAAGAAGAGGAAGAAGAUGGGGAAAUGAGAGAAUAGCAUCUUUUGUGG